AUACUUAAAAUCAGAAAAGUCACAGAGGGAUCAUAACUGUCAUUCAUGAACUCCAAGGGGUAGAUUUGUACUUUCAAACGAUUAUAUAAACAAGUCCCCGCUUUCUAUAUUUCCGUAUUACAAAUAACAGAUCUCUCUCUCUCUCUCAUUCUCUGUAAGAAGCGAACGCUCCGAAAUCGGAUCUAACAGAAUCUCGCUAUACAGGAACACGAGAAGAUGGUGAAGAUCUGCUGCAUUGGAGCCGGGUAUGUUGGGGGGCCCACCAUGGCCGUCAUAGCACUCAAGUGCCCGGAUAUCGAAGUGGCAGUCGUUGAUAUUUCUGUUCCUCGCAUCAAUGCGUGGAACAGUGACCAGCUUCCUAUAUACGAACCAGGACUUGAAGAUGUCGUGAAGCAGUGUAGAGGGAGAAACCUCUUCUUCAGCACUGAUGUAGAGAAGCAUGUAUGUGAGGCCGACAUCGUAUUUGUUUCGGUGAACACCCCAACAAAGACACGCGGUCUUGGUGCUGGUAAAGCUGCUGAUCUCACUUACUGGGAAAGUGCUGCUCGGAUGAUCGCUGACGUGUCGAAAUCGGACAAAAUUGUUGUUGAGAAAUCAACUGUUCCCGUCAAAACAGCUGAAGCAAUUGAAAAGAUCUUGACACACAACAGCAAGGGAAUCAACUUCCAGAUUCUUUCGAACCCGGAGUUUCUCGCUGAGGGAACCGCAAUCGAAGAUCUUUUCAAACCCGACAGGGUCCUCAUUGGUGGUAGGGAAACCGAAGGAGGUCAGAAAGCAAUCAAAGCACUGAAAGACGUGUAUGCUCACUGGGUCCCUGAAGAGAAUAUCAUCACAACCAAUUUAUGGUCUGCAGAGCUAUCGAAACUUGCGGCGAACGCCUUCUUGGCACAGAGAAUAUCCUCGGUUAACGCCAUGUCAGCUCUCUGUGAGGCAACGGGUGCAAACGUUACGCAGGUUUCUUAUGCAGUUGGAAAAGAUACCAGAAUUGGUGCAAAAUUUCUAAAUGCCAGUGUGGGGUUCGGCGGUUCUUGCUUCCAGAAGGAUAUUUUGAACUUGGUUUACAUCUGCGAGUGUAACGGCCUCCCUGAAGUCGCUGAAUACUGGAAACAAGUCAUAAAGAUCAACGAUUACCAAAAGACCCGUUUUGUAAACCGGGUUGUAGCCUCUAUGUUUAACACUGUUUCAAACAAGAAAAUCGCGAUCCUUGGAUUUGCCUUCAAGAAGGACACUGGUGACACCCGUGAAACCCCAGCGAUUGACGUUUGCAAGGGUUUGCUAGGUGACAAGGCUCGGUUAAGCAUUUACGAUCCGCAAGUGACUGAGGAUCAAAUCCAAAGAGACCUUUCUAUGAAGAAGUUUGACUGGGACCACCCUCUUCACCUCCAGCCAAUGAGCCCCACCACUGUGAAGCAAGUAGGUGUUGUUUGGGAUGCGUAUGAAGCCACUAAAGAUGCCCAUGGUGUGUGCAUCUUGACCGAGUGGGACGAGUUCAAAACACUAGAUUUCCAGAGGAUAUAUGACAACAUGCAGAAACCUGCUUUUGUGUUUGAUGGUAGGAAUGUUGUUGAUGGUGAGAAACUGAGACAAAUUGGUUUCAUUGUUUACUCGAUUGGUAAGCCAUUGGAUGCUUGGCUCAAGGACAUGCCUGCUUUGGUUUAAGCGAAAAAUCGGCACGUGGUGGAAGUUGGAACCUGAGAGCACUAGACAGUUCAAAAUUUUCACUAUUUUUGGCUGGUCGUUUUUUUUUUCUUAAAUUUGUUCCCUGUAGUGAAAAAAGCAUUUUGUGGGUUUGCCAUAUAUGUUUACAUUCCUCCUAUGUUGUAUUCAUUGAACCUUAAUAUGACCUGUUUUGUUCAAACAUUUGUUUAAAUAGUUCAUGUAAUAUGUCAUUUGGGCAA
Messenger RNA from Helianthus annuus (common sunflower), 1898 nucleotides. Its product is annotated as UDP-glucose 6-dehydrogenase 3. Lineage: Eukaryota; Viridiplantae; Streptophyta; Magnoliopsida; Asterales; Asteraceae. The coding region runs from base 217 to 1659 and encodes 480 amino acids. Gene Ontology annotation, cellular component: nucleus; cytosol. Gene Ontology annotation, biological process: glycosaminoglycan biosynthetic process. Gene Ontology annotation, molecular function: UDP-glucose 6-dehydrogenase activity; NAD binding. The record is from RefSeq and is a predicted model, not a curated record. The transcript has 2 exons.